AUGGACGUGGAUGCGAAUAUGGUAGCUGCGGAGGAAUCCGAUCAGGAUUUCUCGCCGGCAACGGCAACGGCUAAUGGUACGGCGCCGUCGUCGGAGCAAGGUGAUAAUUUAGGAUCUCAGCCACCUCCGCAGUCAGCUCAGCAAGGUUCUUCUGCUCCGCCUCAGCCGCAGCAGAGUAGUAAUAAUACCACUCCUGUGGUUGGGCCGAGGUGCGCCCCAACUUAUUCCGUCGUGAAUGCUAUUAUUGAGAAGAAGGAGGAUGGACCGGGGCCGAGGUGUGGGCAUACGCUCACGGCGGUUCCAGCUGUUGGAGAAGAAGGGAGUCCGGGUUAUAUUGGACCGAGAUUGAUUUUGUUUGGUGGUGCCACGGCUUUGGAAGGGAAUCCUGCUGCUUCUGGAACCCCAUCUUCUGCUGGAAGUGCUGGAAUACGAUUAGCCGGGGCCACAGCCGAUGUGCAUUGUUAUGAUGUGCUGACAAAUAAGUGGUCUAGAAUCACUCCUAUUGGGGAGCCUCCGACACCACGAGCAGCUCAUGUAGCUACUGCUGUGGGGACCAUGGUGGUUAUUCAGGGUGGCAUUGGUCCAGCAGGUUUGUCUGCUGAGGAUCUUCAUGUCUUAGACUUGACACAGCAACGGCCACGAUGGCACAGGGUUGUGGUUCAAGGGCCUGGACCCGGGCCGCGUUAUGGUCAUGUUAUGGCUUUGGUGGGGCAAAGAUAUCUCAUGGCAAUUGGUGGAAAUGAUGGGAAAAGGCCUUUAGCUGAUGUGUGGGCGCUGGACACAGCUGCGAAACCCUAUGAAUGGCGGAAACUGGAACCAGAAGGUGAAGGUCCUCCACCAUGCAUGUAUGCCACGGCAAGUGCUCGAUCUGAUGGCCUUCUUCUGCUUUGUGGGGGGAGGGAUGCUAACAGCGUGCCACUGCCAAGUGCAUUUGGGCUUGCCAAACAUAGAGAUGGUCGUUGGGAAUGGGCAAUUGCUCCUGGUGUCUCACCAUCUGCUAGAUACCAGCAUGCAGCUGUUUUUGUAAAUGCUAGGCUUCAUGUUUCUGGUGGGGCUCUUGGUGGUGGAAGGAUGGUGGAAGACUCAUCAAGUGUGGCAGUUCUGGAUACUGCAGCUGGAGUCUGGUGUGAUACGAAGUCCGUUGUUACUAGUCCUAGGACUGGCAGAUUCAGUGCUGACGCUGCUGGUGGAGAUGCUGCAGUUGAGUUGACUAGACGCUGUAGGCAUGCUGCUGCUGCUGUUGGUGACUUGAUCUUUAUCUACGGUGGACUGCGUGGUGGGGUUUUGCUUGACGAUUUGCUUGUUGCUGAAGAUCUGGCUGCUUCGGAAACAACAGCUGCAGCUUCACAUGCAGCUGCUGCUGCUGCAGUAUCUAAUCUACAGCCAGGAAGGUUGCCUGGGAGAUAUAUUGAUGAGAGGACCAGGCAGACAGUUUCUGAAUCAGUUACUGAUGGCGCUGUUGUACUUGGAACUCCAGUUGCUCCUCCUGUAAAUGGUGAUAUGCAUACUGAUAUUAGCACGGAAAAUGCAAUGCUUCAGGGUUCUCGGAGAUUGAGCAAAGGUGUGGACUACUUGGUUGAGGCCUCAGCAGCCGAGGCUGAGGCUAUAAGUGCCACAUUAGCUGCUGCAAAAGCUCGGCAGUACAACGGUGAAGUUGAACUCCCAGAUAGGGGGGAUCGUGGGGCAGAGGCAACUCCUAGUGGGAAGCAGAUAUCUUCGUUGAUUAAACCAGAUUCUGCUGCAUCAAGCAAUUCAGCUCCAGCAGGAGUUAGGCUUCAUCAUCGUGCUGUGGUGGUUGCUGCCGAAACAGGUGGGGCUUUAGGGGGGAUGGUGAGACAGCUUUCAAUUGAUCAAUUUGAAAAUGAAGGCAGACGUGUAAGCUAUGGGACUCCAGAGAAUGCAACAGCUGCUAGAAAACUCUUGGAUCGACAAAUGUCUAUCAAUAGUGUACCUAAGAAGGUGAUUGCUCAUCUUCUAAAGCCUCGUGGGUGGAAACCUCCGGUUAAGCGUCAGUUUUUCUUGGAUUGCAACGAGAUAGCUGAUCUCUGUGACAGCGCUGAAAGAAUUUUUUCUAGUGAACCCACGGUUUUACAGCUCAGGGCUCCAAUCAAGAUAUUUGGUGAUUUACAUGGACAGUUUGGAGAUCUUAUGCGCCUUUUUGAUGAGUAUGGGUCCCCUUCAACAGCUGGAGAUAUUGCAUAUAUCGAUUAUCUCUUCUUAGGAGAUUACGUCGACCGUGGUCAGCACAGCUUGGAAACUAUUACCCUUCUUCUUGCUCUAAAGGUUGAAUACCCCAUCAAUGUUCAUUUAAUUCGUGGAAAUCAUGAAGCAGCAGAUAUCAAUGCACUUUUUGGCUUUCGUAUUGAGUGUAUUGAACGCAUGGGUGAGAGAGAUGGAAUUUGGGCGUGGCAUCGGAUAAAUAGAUUAUUUAAUUGGCUUCCUCUGGCUGCAUUGAUUGAGAAGAAAAUAAUCUGUAUGCAUGGUGGUAUUGGAAGAUCAAUAAAUCAUGUGGACCAAAUCGAGAGUAUUCAGCGACCUAUUACGAUGGAAGCGGGUUCAAUUGUUCUCAUGGAUUUGUUAUGGUCUGACCCAACAGAAAAUGAUAGUGUAGAAGGAUUACGGCCGAAUGCGAGGGGUCCUGGGCUGGUCACUUUUGGGCCUGAUCGAGUAAUGGAGUUCUGUAAUAACAACGAUCUGCAGCUAAUAGUGAGAGCGCAUGAGUGUGUAAUGGAUGGGUUUGAACGAUUUGCCCAAGGACAUCUAAUCACUCUUUUCUCAGCCACGAAUUAUUGUGGGACUGCAAACAAUGCUGGUGCCAUACUGGUUCUGGGUAGGGAUCUUGUAGUGGUUCCCAAACUUAUACAUCCAUUGCCACCGGCUAUUACAUCACCUGAAACAUCGCCAGAACGUCAUAUAGAGGACACAUGGAUGCAGGAGCUUAAUGCUAACAGACCACCAACACCGACUAGAGGGCGCCCUCAAGUAGCGAAUGACAGAGGUUCUCUUGCUUGGAUUUGA
Molecule: messenger RNA, 3018 nt
Organism: Oldenlandia corymbosa var. corymbosa
Lineage: Eukaryota; Viridiplantae; Streptophyta; Magnoliopsida; Gentianales; Rubiaceae
Source: the annotation of a GenBank genome assembly